AUGGAGCCGCUGCAAGUCGCUAUGCACCGCAAUGGCGCCGUCACCAAGACUCGACGCGGCCUACGAGUCACCAGGGAAAAGCAUCAGGGGACAUCCUUUGUCAACGCAACCACGGUCGCAAGAGUCACAGGAAAUUCACACCUGCCUUCUACAAAGAUCAAAUUUGUACUGGAGAAGCCGCAGAAACCCCGACAGGCGCCAAGACCGGUGACUGAGGCUGACCUGAGCCGUGUGCAAGGGGGUGAGAACCGAAGAAUUGCGCCCAGAACGAGUUCAAGGAACCAAGACAAGGACGUAUCGGAAAAGCCUUAUUCGACGAUUCCAUAUCAGUCUGUCGCUAGCAGAGUUUCCAAGGAAUCGCUCUCUUUCCCAUUGACCAAAGCAUGGCGUCAACUGAACGAGGCGGGCGCUUGUUACAUCCCAUCACCUUCUGGCAUUCCCCUACCAGACUGGGUCUUGCAUGGGCUUCCUGCAGAAAUCCCCGACGAAGGACGAAAAUGCUUCCACGCAUAUCUCUUUUCGUGUCCCAUAAGGCAUUACCCAUUUGAACAGCUGCAAGUCGUUUCGUGGCAACCGCUGUCCAUGGAUCAGAGUCGCUUUGAGCGACUGAUGUUAGAGCCAUUGAUGCUCAACUGUACUUUGACAAUGGGGGCCCUGUUCCUCCUGCUCAAAUCUGGGACAAGGGAGUCAGCAGGGUUUUCGAUGCAUUCGGCAAAACUGUGCGCCUUGGUCAACAAACUGUUGGGAGACGAGAAACAGACCAUCGGCAAAACAGUGGUCGUAAUUCAGUCUAUUGCGAGCUUGGCUAUUUUGGCAACAUUUCUUGGGUUGUACGACCAUUGGUUGGCCCAUCUAAACGGCCUCAAGCUGUUGGUCCAGGCAGCGGGCGGCUUACAGGUCCUCCCACUACCAGUUCAAAUACUCGUAAAAAAGUGA
Molecule: messenger RNA, 936 nt
Organism: Fusarium keratoplasticum
Lineage: Eukaryota; Fungi; Ascomycota; Sordariomycetes; Hypocreales; Nectriaceae
Exons: 2
Coding region: 1-936 (311 amino acids)
Source: RefSeq, a predicted model, not a curated record